AAAAAAGACGUUAAUUAUUAUCAUAUUUUUAAAUAGGUAAUCGGAUCGUCAGGUAACGUGCUCGCCACUUUGUCAGAGGGGUCAGUUUUUGGGGAAAUUAGCUUACUUGGAAUACCUGGAAUGAAUCGAAGAACAGCUGAUGUCAGAUCUAAAGGAUAUUCCAAUCUGUUCGUCCUGAGCAAGACUGACUUAAACGCCGCGCUGUCUCAUUAUCCUGAAGCUCAAGAACUGCUCAAUAAAAAAGCAAAAACGCUCAUGAAGAAAAAUGCGUCAUUAGAAAGGAAGUACAAAGAUGCAAUGAUUGUCAUUAAUAAUCCGACAACGCCUGCCAAGGAUGCCAAGCUUUUGGAAACCGUGUUACAGAUGUUGCCUCCGGAAUCCAAUACCAACAAGUUAUUGAGAUUUGGCAGCAGGGGUAAGCCGAGGAUAAGUCCCCAGUACGAUAAGUUCAAACAAUCGAGAAACAGUCUACCUCUACCUAGUCUACUUCCAUUAAAACGUGAGCUUGAGGCUAUGCAGAAGGAAAACAGAAGAUUGGACAAGUGGAAGCCCAGGCUAACGGGACACACGUUCCAGUGUCCUGUCAUGGUGCAUAGAUCCAUGAGCUAGCUUUGGUACAAAAAUGUAUUGUAUUCUACCAUAAAACAUUUUAAUAAUAUUAAUGUAAAAUUGAGUACGUUAUUCAAAAAUGCAAGACGAUUCAAAAAAGUGAGUCAAAAUACCCCAGUUCCUACCCCGGUGAUGUGCCUACUUUAAACUAAAAAGGUUUGUUGAAGAAAGGUCAGAACAUAACUUUUUCAAAUUUGCGAGACAAUCGUUGAAUAUACAGGGUGCAAACGUUAUGAUAGUCAUUAUUUAAAUGAG
This is a messenger RNA of Acanthoscelides obtectus, 864 nucleotides long. NCBI's taxonomy places the organism in Eukaryota, Metazoa, Arthropoda, Insecta, Coleoptera, Chrysomelidae. The record is from the annotation of a GenBank genome assembly.